AUGAAGGCGAAAUCCUCGACGGAGUCCUGGGAGGAGGGUCUGGACUUCGCGGCGGAGAGGGCCUCCAUACUGAAGAAGGUGGAGGAGUGGCGGGAGCAGGUCCGCCGCUUCCGCCGCCACGAGAGCGCUUUGCAGGGCGUGAUCGACAGGAAGGGCGUCGAGAGGGAGAAGGCGCAGCGCGAUUGGCGCGGCGUUCGGGACAAGAUCCGGCAGUUCCUCGCCAACCGCGGCCUGCCCGACCCAGUCGCCAUGAUGUCCGCCAAUUGGUUGCGCGAGAUGGGCGUGAAGUCGGCCGAUGUCUCCAUCAAGAUGGAGUAUGCGAAGAUUCCUGAACUGCCCUGCGACCAGGCGCUCACCGCGAAUACGUUCCUCGAGCCGUUCAUGAUCACGAAGCCCCAGGAAGCGGGCGCGGGGCCGAAGGGGCCCGCGCACGAAGUCUUCGGCAAGAUCUUCAAGGAUCGGGCGGAGGAGGUAGGCUCGAAAGUUCCAGAGAUCCGGGACUACAUGAAGAAGAAGAGCGUCGACAGCAGUUGGGGUACGAUUGCCUUCGAGCCGACGCUGGCGUUCGGGGCGCCCGCGGAGGGCGGCGCGUCAUUGGACCCCGUCGGCGGCCUCCGGAUGGCGGUGUUUUGCCGCAACACGGGCGCAUGGCAGUGCAAUUCGACGGUGUAUCCCUGGAAGGAGGCCCCAGUAUUCAUCCAGCAGUUCGUCGGCGCGAGCAUCGUGUUCAUGUGCGGCCCCUCCUUUGUCAAGGAGCACGUGGACCUCAACGGCCACGUCGAGGGGUCCGACUCUGCCGCGCUGUACAAGGUGAAGUCAUGCGUGUUGCAGGCUGGCAGCGUCCUGUUCGCGCCGAUGGGGUUCGCGCCGCUCAUCGUCCCCAUCCCCCCGAACGUGGACUGGGGCUCGGCCAAGCCCUCGAUCAAGGAGCCCAAGCAGGGGACCGAGCAGAAGCAUUGCGGUGCGUUCGGGAUCAGCCUCUUCCUGUCGCCCGCCGUGCGCUCCCUGGUGCCGCCGGAUGUCCGUCUGUCGGUGGCGACUGCCUGGGGGGUGGCCAAGGGCCACGGCCAGCUCCCCAAGAGCAUCCGCGAGAACGAGAAGGUGAACGCUUGGUUCGAUGAGUGCGGGAAGCCCGAGGAGGACGAGGACGCCCACGAUCGCGACUGA
Prorocentrum cordatum is the source of this 1167-nucleotide messenger RNA. The record is from the annotation of a GenBank genome assembly. Lineage: Eukaryota; Dinophyceae; Prorocentrales; Prorocentraceae.